Molecule: messenger RNA, 3307 nt
Organism: Copidosoma floridanum
Lineage: Eukaryota; Metazoa; Arthropoda; Insecta; Hymenoptera; Encyrtidae
Product: NCK-interacting protein with SH3 domain
Biological process (GO): endocytosis
Molecular function (GO): Arp2/3 complex binding; protein binding
Source: RefSeq, a predicted model, not a curated record
AUGACGGAGUUGCCAGUAGUUAAAAGACGAAAGAAAAAUUAUGAGAUGCUUAAAGCACUCUAUGAUUUUAAUGCAACAUUUGCCAAAACCAUGAGCUUCCAUGAAAAUGACCAUUUUGUACUUUAUCAAAGCCAUACAAAACAAAGGAAUUGGUGGCAAGUGGUGAACAAGAAAGGCCAAGUUGGAUACAUACCAUCCAACUAUGUUACUACAAUCAAAGUAAAUCCUCAGUUUUUGUUAGACUUUCUUGAUGAAGCUAUAGAGACUUUGAGGACCAAUGGGGACAAGCCUAAUGUUUCACCCAACAUUGAUAAGCAGGAUUUGCUGUUAUGCUUGGUGGAAAAAAAACGUCAGGCCGAAUUAGGAAGAAAAACGAAAAAGCAAGCUCCAUUACCACCUGAUUUUGGUAGUACGACACCAAUCAAAGAAACUCCUGCUAGUUUUAAUAAUGCUGAAGAUAAUAGAUCUCCAGUUAAUAAUACAUCAAGAAAAAAUUCAGUGAGCGAUCAUAGAAGGCAAUCAGUUACUCCGUUAGAAUCUCAAAAUAGGUCUGAAGACACUCAAAGGAGAUACUCUAGUUCUAGUCAAAAACAAGAAAAUCAUAAAAAUGGUUCUCAAAAUAGUGUCCACGAUUCUCCGAAUCAAUCACCAGUGAAAAGCCGAUCCUCGAGUUUAGCGGAAAUCAAUCCAAAAACAGCUUACAUGCUUUUGGAUCAAGUACGCCAAAGUACCCAUCUCAGUUACGAAAUGUCCAAAGUAGCUGUUACAAUAGUCUUGAAUGGGCUUCAGGACAUAUUGCCACAAACAUUAAGCCAUUAUUUCGAUGCUAUUCUAUCUCAAUUGCAAGUGCCAUUAAGCUUAACGAAAUUGAACCUUGAAGAAACUUACGAUGCCAAUAGAUUGAAAAUUAUUUUUACGGAGUUAACUUCUUGUAAAGAAGAUUCACAGCAGAGGAGCUGGAUGCUGCAUGAGGAUGAACCUACUAUUUGUGAACACAUAAAAGAGCUUACUUCAAUUUUAACAAAUGCGGAUGCACGUGUAUCAAGACAUGUUUUAAGACAAGAUCAUUAUGAUGGAGUAGACACUCUCAUCCAAUAUUAUCAAAUGGAGACAAGAUGGACAAUUAGGCAACUUUUAUUGCAAUCUUUUGGAGUCAUGUGUACUUUGGAUCCUGUUAUAGUCACAAUUAUGCUAGAAAGCAUUUUGCCAAUGGAACUUGCAAGAGACAUGAAAAGUAACUCCAGGAACGUUACAAAACUUAAUUACUCGGCCUUACUAUUAACGAUGAUUUUUUCAAUGGGGGAACCAAUGCCAAUAACACAUUUUGAACAACUAGGUACGGAGUUUGUUACAUUUCUCUUGGAUCUUAUUGAAAAUCCCCCAGACACCGAUUUGGAAGAUCAAAUUCCCGAUUUAUUUAUAAAUCUCAUUCUAUCUUACAAUCUACAAUUCCAUCGUAACAUGGAGAAUGUUGUGUUGGAUGCAUUGAAACAACGUUCGGUAGCCAAAACAUUUACUGAGAAAAUUUUAUUUCUUCUCAAUCGGGAAGUUGACCCAGUUAGGAUAUUCGACCACGAACCCGCCCCACCCAAUUCAAUACUAAAACUUUUCAUUGACCUAUUUACCAGCGAUGAAACAGCUUCUCUUUUUUAUACUAAUGACAUCAAAAUUUUAAUCGACAUUAUUUUACGACAACUGUUUGACAUAUCUCCCGGUGAUAAAAGAAGACAAUAUCUGGAACUGUGUCGUAGGGUAUUAAAAACGGCAAAUUAUGAUGAGCAUCGACAUCGGUGCGAAGAUGUUUUAAAAUGUUUCACAAGAAUAUUUUGUGAAGAGAUGCCAGAAAGCCACGAGGAUCAGGACUUGGUUCGCGAGAUCAGUAACGAAUUUCCACACUUGUUUAAGAUGUGACCUUCGUCCCCGCCUAGCCUGGGCGAGGAAGAUAGAAAAAAAAGUGUCGAAGAAAACAUGGAAGAAAGUACCUAAGAAUCGCAUCGUAAAGAAGAAGCACAAAACAACGUCUGAUAAGUCGAAGUGACACUCUUUGCAAAGACGAUAUAAAUGCCGCACGAAAUUGUUUAAACGAACGCACACGCGUCUGCUAUCCGAUCCAAAGAAAGUUUUAAAAGUGAUUUUAAUAAAUAUUUUUUGGUCUAUGCUCCUCUGUAAACCUUUGGUUCGAUGAAAUGAGCGAAAAAAAAGGAUUUUUCUGUCUGUAGGGCAAGUAAAUCCAUUCUUAAUUUCAAAGAAAAAAAAAUUACUGUAAAUAACGAACGGAAAUCUAACACAAUAACAUAUGUUCCAUUCCUAAUAAGUAGAGGACCAGAAAAAAUUGUGAUUUAAUUGAAAAAUAUUAAUUCAAUUACUCUGUAAGUGAAUAUAAUUGUUGCUUAUGAGAUUUUUAAUAUAGAGACACUUUAAAGUUCAGAAAAGUCUAUUUCUGUGAUAUGAUGUCAUACAAGUUUGUUUUAAUAUUUAUUUUUUUACAAUUUUACAUGAAUAAAAUGAAAAUACGUAGAAAGCGUAUCAUUAUAUAUGUUCAUUGGUUUUAAUUGAUGAUUAAUAAAAAGCCGUCGCAUUACCUUAUCUGAAUAACGCCAUGAUUUUUAUGACUUUUCUUGAGGAAGAAAGAAAGAAAAAAAAUUAAAUGAUAAUAAAGAAUUUCAUUACCCAUACCUGUGAUUUUCUACAACUUUAAAGUGGCUUCAUCAUUUAAUUCUGGCGAGCACAUAACUCAAAAAUUCUGUCUAGUCUCAUCUCUGUAGUACAGAGUUUUACGCUUGCGUAGAUAGAUUUAUUACUAUACAUUGAAAAAUCGAGUAAUCGUAUAAUAAUGAGACGUUGAACACGUUAAGUUUGCAACUAUUUUAAAAUAAAUUCUUGAACCAUUGUGAUCUUUAACUGAAAUGUUGGACUAAUAAAGAGUCUAGAAAAAAAUGUCAAACUGUUUUUUUUUUUUUUUCCUUAAAUUCCUGAGCCAUUACACAUUAAAAAAAUGUAUUACAUUCAUACGUAAAUAAUUUAUUGUUUCAACUUGAAUUUUUGCAUUCAUUUUGUUUAACAAUGAUCGUUCUUAAUGUACAUGCGUAACACACAGAUUGUGAUUUACACAAUAUAAUUGUAUUCCAUCUCUCUUUUUCAUGCAAAUGAAAAUGAUAAAUGCCUGUAUGUGACGAUGCGUAUAUGUGUAUCUCGUAAAAAGAAAAACGGCGUGGUAUGCUUUUUACAGACUUUUAUUAAUAACAAUAAAAUACUGUCUAUGAAAAAAAAGAGAAAUUUUGCAGACACUGCGCAAGUUAAAAUGUUU